AACACAUUGGAAGCAAAAGAGAAAAUGUCAAGAGAAAUAGAUUCACUAGUAGUGGGAAGAGUUGUAGGAGAUGUUAUAGAAAUGUUCAAUCCAAGCGUGACAAUGAGAGUCACUUUCAGUUCCAACACAAUCGUCUCUAACGGUCACGAGCUCGCGCCUUCUCUUCUCCAAUCUAAGCCUCGCGUUGAGGUCGGUGGCCAAGAUCUUCGUUCAUUCUUUACCUUAAUCAUGAUAGACCCCGAUGCCCCUAGUCCUAGUAAUCCUCAUAUGCGUGAAUAUCUUCAUUGGAUGGUGACAGACAUUCCCGGGACAACUGAUGCUUCAUUCGGGAGAGAGAUAGUGAGAUACGAAGCACCUAAACCGGUGGCGGGAAUACACAGAUACAUCUUUGUGCUGUUCAAACAGAGCGGAAGGCAAACAGUGAGUGCAGCACCGGAAACAAGAGAGUGCUUCAACACAAAUGCGUUCUCUUCUUACUUUGGUCUUUCUCUACCUGUUGCUGCUGUUUACUUCAACGCUCAACGUGAAACUGCUCCUCGACGACGUUCUUUUUAUUAAUUAGAAUAACUCUACUCUAUAUUCAAUAAAGUUAUGGAUGGUUAAUUAGAAUAAAUCAAACCACUCCCAAUAUUGUUUAAAACUAUCCAAUUUAUUUCAGGUUUUGUUGUUGUUUCUUAAGAAGAUAAUUAAA
This is a messenger RNA of Camelina sativa (false flax), 691 nucleotides long. RefSeq names its product protein BROTHER of FT and TFL 1. The record is from RefSeq and is a predicted model, not a curated record. Gene Ontology annotation, biological process: vegetative to reproductive phase transition of meristem; flower development. NCBI's taxonomy places the organism in Eukaryota, Viridiplantae, Streptophyta, Magnoliopsida, Brassicales, Brassicaceae.